AUGCUUAUUAAAGGAGAUGUUCAAACGCCCCGCGAUAUAUCUUCACUAUUCCCCUUUUCUACUAAUUAUGAACAUGUUAUCAUAAUUUACAAGAUAAUCAAAGAGGUUAUGAUCACAAUGAAUGCAGCUAUCGUCCAACACAGGGAGGGUAAGGGGGUGAUUCAAACAGAAGAUGCUGCUCCCCAUAUAUACCUAGGCGUCAUUGAAGCGUUGAGGGUAUUGAGAAGAGAAGAUGACAAGGACCGAAAGAUUAUCCGCCAGAGAGAAGUUAUCAUAACGAGACCACUACCCAAUGAAAGAGGGAAUUGGUUUGAUUUCAAAUCUCGCAAGUGGAUAACAUGGUCUAGUUGCGUUUACUCAAAGAAUAUCGUUGGUUCCAUCUUCCAAGUUCUCAAACCACACCACGAACACAUCUAUAGAAUCACAAAAGACAGAAAGGGGUACGGAAUUACUUGGAAGAGAUGGUGCCUGGAAAAGCACAACGUCAUUUCUCCAGGGUGGUACAACGGAUGUAAGGACAGUAGCCUGAAGAAUAGACCUGGCUGCGACGAAAUGGGAUACGGCUUUGCAACACCAUCAAAGAAGCGAGAUCACUGGGAAUCGGACGAUGAAGAUAUUUUGCUCAUAGAGAGGAUGAGCGAAUACAGCAUUGGAAACAGAACUGAGAACAAGAAAGAGCGAAAGCCCUUAGAGGAACUCCCCAUAUUAGGCACCAAACGGAAACAGGUUACCUUUCCAAUUCCUGACGACGAAGAUGUUGAUCACGCUGUCAAGAUUCGCCGCCUUGAUACGAGUUCGCUCUUGAUGAGUAACGAUAGAAGACUUGAAGCUCAAUGGAAACUGCUUGAGGACUGCGUUGACCAGUCCGGUAUUUUGGACUAUGGUGACGUUUGGAGUUUGGUUUUCGAACCAUUAAGGUUAAUGUUGGAAAAUGAUGGCGGUCUUGGUCAGGCACUUUUGGGAAGUCAUUCAUGGGCUAGGGCAUAUGUGCAAGGUUUGAAGGUGGAGGUUAAGAAUUCGUGUGGAUGUUUGAAGGAGAUCUAG
This is a messenger RNA of Talaromyces proteolyticus, 1044 nucleotides long. RefSeq lists its product as uncharacterized. Bases 1 to 1044 code for a protein of 347 amino acids. Lineage: Eukaryota; Fungi; Ascomycota; Eurotiomycetes; Eurotiales; Trichocomaceae. The transcript is spliced from 4 exons. The record is from RefSeq and is a predicted model, not a curated record.